AUGACGGGCGUUGUUGUCCCAGCUCCAACGGGGCUCAACUGGGCCGUGGGGCAUGACGGGAGCCACAGAAAAGGCUCAGGGGCUGCCCCCGGGGUGCGCGGGGCUUGGCACAGGGCUGAGAAGGCAACGGAAAAACGGAAAAACGGCCAUGGGGACAAACGGCCCCAGGGCUUCAGUUGCAGUUGCAGCAGCAGCAGCAGCAGCGGCAGCAGCGGCAGCAGCAGCGAAUCAAGCGACUUUGUCGACCCUCUGGAUCUCCUCUCCCUCUCCCGCAGUCCCACAGCCUCUCUCAGUCUCCGUUUCCCGGUGUCUCCCUCCUCUCCCAGUCUCCCUCUCCCCGUUCCGAGCCGGCUCAUGCCCCCAGCCCGCCCUCGGCCCCGAGCGGGGCUUCCCCGUCCCCGUCCCCGUCCCCGUCCCCGUCCCCGGCCGUCCUGCCGCGGUCUCUCCUCCGCCCGGCUCUGGCUGUACUGGCAGUGGCGCUGCUGGGCGGGGAUCAGUGCCUGGUGCGGCAUCGCCUCCCUUUGGCUCCGCCUGCCCCGGCCCCGGCCCCGGCCCCGGCCCCGGCCCCGGCCCCGGCCCCGGCCCCGGCCGCAGCCCCAGCCCCAACGUGGAUCCCAGUCCCGGUCCCGGUCCCGGCGCCAGCUGCUCCCGGAGCCCGCAGAGCGCACACAGGGCGCGGCCGCUCCCGCCGCCUCCGUUGGGGCUUCCCCGGCCCGAGCUCCGCCGCUCGGCAGCGCGGCCGCUGGCCCCGAGCCGCCGCUGUCGCGUUCCAAAGAGCGAACGCCAGGGGCUGCCCGGCCCGGGACGGCUGAGGGGCGCUCGGGGCCCGUGUCUGGCCCCGGGCCGAGCGCUGACAGCCGCGUCUCGCCGGCAGGGAAGGUGGAGCACGGCAUUAAGGAGCGCUACCAGCUCGGUUCGCUGCUGGGGCGCGGCGGCUUCGGCAGCGUCUGGGCGGCGACGCGGCUCUCGGACGGCGCCCCGGUGGCCAUCAAAAGGGUGCCACGGAACCGCGUCCGACACUGGGGUGAGCUGCCCGACAGCACCAGAGCACCAAUGGAGAUCGUGCUCCUGGACAAGGUGUCCACUGGCUUCCCUGGUGUUGUCCAGCUGCUGGAGUGGCUUGAGCUCCCCAGCGAGAUCCUGAUGGUGCUGGAGCGCCCGGAGCGGUGUCAGGACCUCCGUCAUUUCAUUCGGGCACGGGGGUUCCUGUCCGAGGAGGUGGCGCGGCAGCUGUUCCGCCAGGUGCUGGAGGCCGUGCAGCACUGCACCAGCUGCGGAGUCCUGCACAGGGACGUCAAACCAGAGAACAUCCUCGUUGACCUGGCCAGCGGGCAGGCAAAACUGAUUGAUUUUGGCUGUGGCACCUACCUGCAGGACACAGCCUACACUCACUUUGCAGGAACACGGUCCUACAGCCCCCCGGAAUGGACCCGCUUUGGCUGGUACUAUGGCAAGCCAGCUACCAUCUGGUCCCUGGGCAUCCUGCUGCACCAGAUGGUCUGUGGGAAGCACCCUUUCAGGAGGGGCCGGAACAUCAGCUGGAACCAUCAGCUCUCACUGCCACAACGGCUCUCUCAAGACUGCCAAGAUCUGAUCAAAAGGUGUUUAUCCAUGCUCGACAUAGAAAGGCCCUCAUUAGAAGACCUGCUUUGUGACCCUUGGAUGCAGCAAAUUCACGAAGUGUUCCAGGUGGGGUCCAGUGUGGAUCAGGAGGUGCUUGGGACCAGCUGCGGUGUGGACGGGCCGUGUGCUUGGAGAAGGCUGAGGACAUCGUUUGGGACCAGCUUUUCUGCCCGCAGCGAUGGCAUGAGUGAGUUCCCAGCCCAUCACAGUGUCCAUCAUGUUGUUGCCUUCCUUGAUGCCCCUCACCACGAGGAACACUGA
Cinclus cinclus is the source of this 1884-nucleotide messenger RNA. Its product is annotated as serine/threonine-protein kinase pim-2-like. Lineage: Eukaryota; Metazoa; Chordata; Aves; Passeriformes; Cinclidae. Bases 1 to 1884 code for a protein of 627 amino acids. Gene Ontology annotation, biological process: protein autophosphorylation. Gene Ontology annotation, cellular component: cytoplasm. The record is from RefSeq and is a predicted model, not a curated record. Gene Ontology annotation, molecular function: ATP binding; protein serine/threonine kinase activity. The transcript has 8 exons.